This is a messenger RNA of Mya arenaria, 2844 nucleotides long. RefSeq lists its product as uncharacterized. The coding region runs from base 235 to 1041 and encodes 268 amino acids. The transcript has 2 exons. Lineage: Eukaryota; Metazoa; Mollusca; Bivalvia; Myida; Myidae. The record is from RefSeq and is a predicted model, not a curated record.
AGUUGUAAAUUAACUAUUUUAUUAUAAUAAUCACAAAGUUGAGACACCAUGACUAUUUAUCAUCAGUAAUUACCGUGUGAGUGUAAACGGUUGACAGUAUAGACAAUAUACAGGGAGGAAACUGAAGAAUACGAGAGGUAUCUGCGAAAGAAAUUUCGAAAAGAAUUGGAAAAGGUCGCGGUACAAAAAUGUGCUUCUGAUGACGAUGCAAAAGGUAUACUCGAUCAUAUUUACAUGCAUUCGAGUAACGAAUGGCAGGGUGCGUUUCUGUCACUGAACAUUAACCUGAACAGGUACGCGUUUCAAAUUGCGCAAGUAUUCCGAAUCUUUGGAAGAUUAAUAGAAGAACAUCUGAGGCACAAAAAAGAGCAACACGUGGAGAUCACAUUAAUUGCACAUGGACGAAUAAAUCUGCAUGCUCUUGUUCCGAGUCAGAUAUACUAUCUUACAAAUGUACUGAAAUCGGUCACGUGUUUUUCGCCCUGGGGUUGCGCGGUAGAUGCAAAUGUCGUUUACGGUAUCGCUACAAACACGAUACGUAUCACCAACUUGAAAUAUUCUGGUCCCGUUAUACCCGGGUUACCAGGUGCCUUCAAUGUCCUACCGGAAAGAAUGGAUCUAACGCCAAACGUGAUUUUCUCACCCGUUGUGCACGGGGAAGGCGCCCAUCAGGCUUUGUUACAACUCAUCGCCCUUCUUCAGAGCCCUGCCGAUGGCUUGGUCAUACCGUACUUCACUGGUGUUGGAAACGACUUGCUGCCAUUUCCUGAGAUUCCUCUUUGGGUUUGCAGCAACGUUGUAGCGAUUUGCGGUUUCUUACUGAACGUCACAGUGAGUCUGAGGGUCGCCGCAUGCCUUUCCCCCGAGAAUGCCGGAGCCAUUACUAGUUUCCUCGGAACUGAUGGGUGUGACUCGCGCCUUACGCAGUACUGUCAAGUACCCAUGAAUAGGACACCGCCGAUAGCUAUGACAAAUUUGAUUACAUCACCACAGAAUGAUAUUCAGCAAUUGGAAGAAAUACGGGGACAUUUAUUUCUCUAAUUCAAAACGUUACACAUUUUAUCGAAUUACUUAACAGUCGCGAUAUUUUUUUAAAUGUUUUUAGAAUUACAAAUGCUUACCUUGUCUUGUAAUAGACUGUUUUGAGGAUUCUUUCUUCAAAUUUGAUAUCCAUAUAUUUUCGAUUUGUUAAAUAAUAGUUUGCAUUGAUUGACUGAACAUAUGAUAUGACAGUUUCUUUUUUAUUAUAAAUUGCAAAUAUUGUAUUUAUAAUAUCUGACGAAAAUGUGAAGUAAAUAACUGUUAUGACCGCUGAGCUGUCUGUGCGAUUAAUGUGAUGUCGAAGAGACGAAUGGGUUGACAAAAACUCAGUUGUAAUCACGUUGAGUAGACAAAUAUCAUAUGGAUUGAUUUGUUUGAUAUUUGAAUGUUUAUCUUUUCAAGUUCAAAGAAAUCUACGUCAACGUGGUAAAACUUUUAUUCUGGCUGCAACUCAAUAACCGUUCAGGAUACGUAUUACGUAUGUUACCAGAAGCAACGUUCACCUGUGUGGCAAUACCAAUACAACUGACGUCAAUGCUUUUUUGUUUCCUCCUUAAUAUUUGCCUGAUAUUAAGGUUUGCGUCAACCUACGGUCUUCUUAUAAAUGUGUUAUCAUUGAAACCGUUAUUCUGAGUAUCAUCCAUGCGUCAUACAUAAAGGGCGGUUGGUUUAUUUUUGUUUAACAAAUAGCCAGUUCGACAUGUAACAACAUAUCGUCACCUUAGUGCAAUAACUCAAUACCUGCAUAAAGAAAUAGAAGCAGAUAUUGCGUUCUUGCACUAAGGUGACGAUAUGUUAUUACUUGUAUCGUUUUCCUUCUUCUUACUUUGAUCUCUUGAAUUGCAGGCGUAAGAACUGAUUCUAAGGGCGGAUUAAUUCAUUUAUAGUCGUUGUCUUUAUUAUUAUUAUUAUUAUUAUUAUUAUUAUUAUUAUUAUUAUUAUUAUUAUUAUUAUUAUUAUUAUUUGUUUUAUUUACACUUUAUUGCCUUUAAUUUAAUACUGGCUCUGAUAUAACUUGUAAGUUAUCAUAAAUGAGGGUGUUGGGACAAGUCUGAGACUUGGUACUUAAACAAUGUUGUAAUAAUUGAGUGGUGUUGGGACAAGUUGGAGACUUGGUACUUAAACAGUGUUAGGUUGUGUAACAAUUAACAAGGUUACCCCCCACCCUCCCAAGUGAACUAUGUUUCGCCUACUGUCUGUGUUGAAAUGUAACGAUGUGUGUUUGUCCUUGAGCUAGGUUACCUCCCACCCUCCCAAGUGAACUAUGUUUCGCCUACUGUCUGUGUUGAAGUGUAACGAUGUGUGUUUGUCCUUGAGCUAGGUUACCUCCCACCCUCCCAAGUGAACUAUGUUUCGCUUACUGUCUGUGUUGAAGUGUAACGAUGUGUGUUUGUCCUUGAUCUUGUUUACCUCCCGACAUCCCCAGUGAAAUAUGUUCAGCUUACUGUCUGUAGUGUAUUAUGAGGUUGCGUGUUUCACGUGCUAGGCCUUAAACCUAGUGCCUCUAAUGGUGUUUUCGUUCAUAGUUAUGCUUCUUGGCUUGGGAUUGCACUGCGGUUUCCAUCGUAUUGUUCAUGUAUCAAUAUUUAAGCAAUAAGUGACAUUGUGUAUUCUUUGUUUUAGUAUUAGUAAUUUAUGAAAAGUAAAGGAAUAGCAAAAACGAUCUGUGCAUAUUUAUACCACCGACAUAAAAGGCGCUUACUCUUAUUUGCUAUUAGUGUAUACUACAAUAGUUUGCAUGUUCAUGUAUUAUUUGUAGUUCCUGACUUUUUCAAUAAAACAAUAAACUAUACCCGUAAGAAA